This is a messenger RNA of Phyllostomus discolor (pale spear-nosed bat), 8842 nucleotides long. It is a transcript of the gene HELZ, whose product is annotated as helicase with zinc finger. Gene Ontology annotation, molecular function: helicase activity; metal ion binding; ATP binding. NCBI's taxonomy places the organism in Eukaryota, Metazoa, Chordata, Mammalia, Chiroptera, Phyllostomidae. The coding region runs from base 282 to 6125 and encodes 1947 amino acids. Gene Ontology annotation, cellular component: cytosol; P granule. The transcript has 34 exons. Gene Ontology annotation, biological process: regulatory ncRNA-mediated post-transcriptional gene silencing. The record is from RefSeq and is a predicted model, not a curated record.
GCUCUUUCUUACCCAUAAUGCUUUGUGGGGACGUUGACAAGUGGAUCCAAGAUGGCGUAGAAAGUAAUGACAGGAAUUGGAUGAAGUGAUUGAUCACUAAAGAACUACAGUGCUGGUGAGAUGUGUAAGAUUGAGGCAUACAAUUGACAUUUUGCCUUAAAAAAAAAACUUGGGAGAGGAAGGUGGACAUAAACCAAGAUCCUUUUAAAUUAUAAAGAGCUCUGAUGGGCUAUUUGGGUGAUACCCAGUGCAGUGAACUGCAGGAUUUUUGUCCCUGAGUCAUGGAAGACAGAAGAGCUGAGAAGUCAUGUGAACAAGCAUGUGACUCACUCAAGAGGCAGGACUAUGAAAUGGCCCUCAAGCACUGCACAGAGGCCCUUCUUUCUCUUGGCCAGUACUCCAUGGCUGACUCUCCAGGGCCAUGUCCACUGGAGAUAGAAAGUAUAAAAAUCGAGAGUCUUCUUUACAGAAUUGCCUCAUUUUUGCAACUGAAAAAGUAUGGGCAAGCUGAUGAAGAUUGUAGGCAUGUGCUGGGAGAGGGCCUGGCCCAGGGUGGUGGUGCCUUUCAGACAGUGCUCUGCUGCAUGCAGCUGAAAGGGAAGCUCCAGCUCGUAUCCAACAUUCUUGCCAAGUCACUGACAGGAGAGUCCCUGAAUGGGAUGGUAACAAAAGAUUUAAUAAGACUAAAAACACUUCUCACAGAAACAGAGACAGCAACUAGUAACAUCCUCUCUGGAUAUCACAUAGAAGACUUAGAAGAUGGAUCUUGUAAUGGUUGGCAUUUCCGCCCACCACCUAGGGGAAUCACAAGCAGCGAGGAAUAUACUUUGUGUAAAAGAUUUUUAGAGCAAGGAAUCUGUAGGUAUGGUGCGCAGUGUACUUCAGCACAUUCCCAGGAAGAACUAGCAGAAUGGCAGAAAAGAUAUGCUUCACGGUUGAUAAAAUUGAAACAGCAAAAUGAGAAUAAACAGUUCUCAGGCAGUUACAUGGAAACCUUGAUAGAAAAGUGGAUGAAUUCAUUAUCUCCUGAGAAAGUGCUUAGCGAAUGUGUAGAAGGAGUAAAAGUAGAGCAUAUACCUGAUCUGACGGUUACUGUCAACACCAAAAAGUCUCACCAGACGUGGACCUUUGCUCUCACCUGUAAGCCUGCAAGAAUGCUGUAUCGUGUAGCAUUGCUUUAUGAUGCUCAUCGUCCUCAUUUUAGUAUCAUUGCAAUAUCUGCCGGAGAUAGUACUACCCAGGUAUCACAAGAAGUCCCAGAAAACUGUCAAGAAUGGAUAGGAGGAAAGAUGGCCCAAAAUGGAUUAGAUCAUUACGUGUAUAAAGUCGGGAUAGCAUUUAACACAGAAAUAUUUGGAACUUUUCGCCAAACCAUAGUUUUCGACUUUGGAUUGGAACCAGUACUCAUGCAAAGAGUAAUGAUUGAUGCAGCUUCUACAGAAGAUCUUGAAUACCUGAUGCAUGCAAAACAGCAGCUGAUAACCACAGCUAAGCGCUGGGAUUCUUCUUCUAAGACUAUUAUAGAUUUCGAACCUAAUGAAACUACUGAUUUGGAGAAGAGCCUUCUUAUCAGAUACCAAAUUCCUCUCUCUGCUGACCAGCUAUUUACCCAGUCCGUUUUAGACAAAUCAUUGACCAAAACCAACUAUCAGUCACGGUUGCAUGACCUUCUUUACAUUGAGGAGAUAGCCCAGUAUAAAGAAGUUAGCAAGUUCAACCUUAAGGUGCAGUUGCAGAUUCUAGCAAGCUUCAUGCUCACUGGAGUUUCUGGAGGUGCAAAGUAUGCUCAGAAUGGACAGCUUUUUGGUCGCUUUAAGCUUACUGAAACACUUUCUGAAGAUACUUUGGCUGGACGGCUGGUGAUGACCAAAGUCAAUGCUGUUUAUUUAUUACCAGUCCCUAAAGAGAAGUUAGCACAGACCCAGGGAACCAAAGAGAAGGUUUAUGAAGCUACUAUUGAAGAAAAAACAAAAGAAUAUAUAUUUUUAAGGAUAUCCAGGGAAUGCUGUGAAGAACUUAACCUUCGGCCCGAUCAUGACACCCAGGUUGAACUUCAGUUUCAAUUAAAUCGAUUACCCCUGUGUGAAAUGCAUUAUGCGCUAGACAGGAUCAAGGACAAUGGGAUUUUAUUUCCAGACAUCACUAUGACUCCAACCAUACCUUGGAGUCCCAACAGACAGUGGGAUGAACAGUUGGAUCCUCGACUAAAUGCAAAACAGAAAGAGGCUGUUCUGGCCAUUACAACCCCACUUUCAAUACAGCUGCCUCCUGUUCUCAUCAUUGGGCCCUACGGAACAGGCAAAACUUUCACGCUGGCCCAGGCUGUAAAGCACAUGCUCCAGCAGCAGGAGACGAGCAGGAUUCUCAUUUGCACCCAUUCUAAUAGUGCUGCUGAUCUCUACAUAAAGGAUUAUUUACAUCCAUAUGUAGAAGCAGGCAAUCCCCAGGCAAGACCUCUCAGGGUAUAUUUCAGAAACCGCUGGGUAAAGACUGUUCACCCAGUUGUGCAUCAGUACUGUUUGAUCUCAAGCGCACAUUCCACCUUUCAGAUGCCACAGAAAGAAGAUAUUCUUAAGCACCGAGUGGUUGUUGUUACGUUGAAUACUUCCCAGUACCUCUGUCAGUUGGACCUUGAACCUGGGUUUUUUACGCACAUUCUGUUAGAUGAAGCUGCCCAGGCCAUGGAGUGUGAAACCAUUAUGCCUCUAGCAUUAGCAACUAAAAACACUCGGAUUGUCCUGGCUGGUGACCACAUGCAGCUCAGUCCUUUUGUUUACAGCGAGUUUGCCAGGGAAAGAAACCUUCAUGUUUCGUUACUGGAUCGGCUCUAUGAGCAUUACCCUGCCGAGUUUCCGUGUAGGAUCCUCCUGUGUGAAAACUACCGCUCCCACGAAGCGAUCAUCAAUUACACAUCUGAGCUCUUCUAUGAGGGCAAACUGAUGGCCAGUGGAAAGCAACCAGCACACAAGGAUUUCUACCCACUAACUUUCUUUACAGCACGAGGGGAAGAUGUGCAAGAAAAAAACAGCACAGCUUUUUAUAAUAAUGCAGAGGUAUUUGAAGUGGUGGAACGUGUGGAAGAGUUAAGAAGGAAGUGGCCAGUCGCGUGGGGGAAGUUAGAUGAUGGCAGUAUCGGUGUGGUGACUCCAUAUGCUGAUCAAGUGUUUAGGAUACGUGCUGAACUUCGAAAAAAGAGAUUAUCUGACGUUAAUGUAGAAAGGGUGCUAAAUGUUCAAGGAAAGCAAUUUAGAGUUUUGUUUCUUAGCACGGUACGUACAAGGCAUACGUGUAAACAUAAACAGACACCAAUUAAAAAGAAAGAGCAGCUGCUGGAAGAUUCCACAGAGGAUUUAGAUUAUGGUUUUUUAUCCAACUACAAACUUCUCAACACUGCCAUCACCAGAGCACAGUCCCUCGUUGCUGUGGUGGGUGAUCCCAUCGCCCUGUGCUCUAUUGGAAGAUGCAGGAAAUUUUGGGAGCGGUUUAUUGCCCUUUGUCAUGAAAAUAAUAGCCUACACGGAAUCACUUUUGAGCAGAUCAAAGCUCAGCUAGAAGCUUUAGAACUGAAGAAGACAUAUGUGUUGAAUCCACUGGCACCCGAAUUUAUCCCGCGGGCUCUAAGACUGCAGCAUUCAGGAAGUGCCAACAAGCUGCAGCAGUCACCUCCCAAGGGGAAAAGCCUCCAUCAUACCCAGAAUGAUCAUUUCCAGAAUGAUGGAAUUGUUCAGCCCAAUCCUUCUGUACUUAUUGGGAAUCCCAUUAGAGCAUAUACUCCUCCACCCCCUCUGGGACCUCACCCAAAUUUGGGGAAAUCUCCAAGCCCUGUUCAGAGAAUAGAUCCUCACACUGGGACAAGUAUUCUUUAUGUACCUGCUGUCUAUGGAGGGAAUGUAGUUAUGUCGGUGCCUUUACCUGUGCCAUGGACAGGAUACCAGGGUAGGUUUGCUGUUGAUCCUCGAAUCAUUACACACCAGGCAGCGAUGGCCUAUAAUAUGAACCUCUUACAGACACAUGGACGGGGGUCUCCUAUACCUUAUGGCCUUGGGCAUCAUCCACCUGUCAGCAUAGGGCAGCCACAAAACCAGCAUCAGGAGAAGGAUCAGCAUGAGCAAAAUCGAAAUGGUAAAAGUGAUACAAAUAAUCCUGGACCUGAAAUUAAUAAGAUUCGAACACCAGAGAAAAAGCCUACAGAAUCAAAACAGAUUGAUUUGGAAUCAAAUCCACAGAACAGAAGUCCUGAAUCACGUCCUGGUGUUGUUUAUCCCAAUACCAAAUUUCAUCGCAAAGAUAAUCUCAACCCAAGACACAUAAACCUUCCCCUCCCCGCCCCCCACGCACAGUAUGCAAUCCCCAGUCGUCAUUUUCAUCCCCUCCCCCAGCUCCCAAGACCACCGUUUCCAAUUCCACAGCAGCAGCACGCCUUGUUAAAUCAGCAGCAGAAUAAUUUGCCUGAACAACCAAAUCAAAUGCCAUCCCAACCAAAUCAGGUAGUCCAGCAGCAGAAUCCGUUGAAUCCGCUGACUCAGCAGCCACCUCCUCAACUUUCUCCUGCCUACCAGUCAGGGCCCAACAGUGCUUUUUUUAAUAAUGCAGUUUCUCAUCGACCACAGUCGCCUCCUGUAGAGGCUGUGAUUCCUGAGCAGCAGCCCCCUCCCAUGUUGCAAGAAGGCCACAGUCCCCUGAGAGCCAUUGCGCAGCCUGGCCCCAUUAUUCCUUCACAUCUGAAUAACUUCACUGAUGAGAACCCCCCAGGACUGCCUAUAGGGGAGGCUCUAGAUCGAAUGCAUGGGAGUGUGGCCCUGGAAACAUUAAGGCAGCAGCAAGUGCGGUUACAGCAGUGGAAUGAGCACCACGCCUAUCUGAGUCAGGGCGGUAUUCCAUACUCACACCAUCACCAUCCGCACCCUCACCUCCAGCAUCUUCCUCAGCCGCCCAUUGGGUUACAUCAGCCGCCAGUGAGGGCGGACUGGAAGCUCCCUAGCGGUGCCGAAGGUGAAACAGAAACAACGGUUUCCAGGUUGCAAGGCUUACUCAGAGAACUGUCUAAUCGUGAUCCAAGUGAAGCACGGGAACUCGCUGAAAUGCCACCACCUCAAUCAAGACUUUUGCAAUAUAGACAAAUUCAGACCAGGAGCCCACCAGCAGUCCCAUCUCCCCCUUCCAGUACAGACCACAGUGGCCACUUUUCUAACUUUAAUGACAACAGCAGAGACAUUGAAGUAGCCAACAACCCGGCAUUUCCACAGCGCCUACCACCCCAGAUAUUCAGCUCGCCUUUCUCGUUGCCAUCUGAACACCUUGCCCCGCCUCCCUUGAAAUACCUGGCACCUGAUGGAGCAUGGACUUUUGCUAACUUACAACAGAAUCACCUAAUGGGGCCAGGCUUUCCCUAUGGCCUACCUCCGCUGCCUCACAGGCCACCGCAGAAUCCUUUUGUACAAAUACAGAAUCAUCAACAUGCUGUUGGUCAAGAGCCAUUUCACCCACUGUCAUCUCGAACAGUGUCUUCUUCUUCGCUCCCUAGCUUAGAAGAGUAUGAACCCAGAGGACCUGGUCGGCCCUUGUACCAAAGAAGAAUCUCCUCUAGCUCAGUCCAGCCAUGUUCUGAAGAAGUGAGUGCUCCUCAAGACAGUCUUGCUCAGUGUAAAGAGCUGCAGGACCACAGUAACCAAUCUUCUUUCAACUUUCUAUCCCCGGAGUCCUGGGUAAACGCCACCUCAUCUACCCCCUAUCAGAACAUUCCGUGCAAUGGAUCCAGCAGGGCAGCUCAGCCUAGAGAGUUGAUAGCUCCGCCCAAGGCCGUCAAACCUCCCCCUGAGGAUCAGCUGAAGUCUGAAAACCUUGAGGUGUCCAGUUCCUUCAACUAUAAUGUGCUGCAGCAUCUCGGCCAGUUCCCCCCCCUCAUGCCCAACAAGCAGAUUGCGGAGUCGGCCAACAGCAGCAGCCAGCAGAGUGCGGGGGGCAGCAAGCCCACCAUGUCCUAUGCCAGUGCUCUACGGGCGCCCCCCAAGCCCAGGCCCCCGCCUGAGCAGGCCAAGAAGAGUAGCGACCCUUUGUCCCUGUUCCAGGAACUCAGCCUGGGGAGCUCUUCGGGCAGCAAUGGCUUUUACUCCUAUUUUAAAUAAUCACUUUUUUCCCUCAAGGGAGAAUGUUUUAAUUUCUGUUUGUACCAGUAGAAUUAAGAUAGUUGGACUUCAUCUAUAGAUGCAGAGUUCCCUUUGUUUUAAUAUUAAAUAUGUUCUCACUUAAUUGCUUUGCUGCUAGACUUGCAACUAAUUUUUUAAAAGUAUAUUCCAUUAUUUUGCAUUUUGAUGUGUCGGAAUUUUGACAGCUUUUAUGUAGAAUAAAAAAAUAUUUUUAAAUUUGUGUAUUGUUACAUAUGUUUGCAUCAAGCUAGCAGCUAAGAGGUUAAUUGUGCAACUUAGAAAAAAAGAAAAAAGUUUGUCUAAAAUGUAUUUAAAAAGAAAAAAAACUUGUAAGUAGCAUUUACAUUUAUUCAAUAAUAUUACCAUAUGCUGGGUUUCUGUACCAGAAAUGGCCAGUUGAUGUACAAAAUGUAUGUUAUUUUUGCUUAAAUUCAUUUAAAAUUUUUUAAAAUAAAGGGCAGCAUCUUUUAAAUACUUUUAAGUUUUAUCAGCUUUUUUUUGGUGACAAGAUGCUGCAUUCUAAAACUUUCACAGUUUUAGACUCAUAUGACAUGCUGGUAUAAUCUCCAUCCAUGGUAGGAUAGAGUUAGAGGCAUUCUUCGCAGGUCUGUUCUGUAUGCCACUGUUUUUUGUAAUGUGAAAAAACGUGAGCAUACUUAGUUAUUUUUUUGGACAAGCUACACUUCAAGCUUGUUUUUAAUGUUAAUUUGAUAGUGUGUUUUUUUUAAACAGAUCAUGAAGCUGAAAAAUUUUUAGGAUUGUUGGUGCUUAGUAGACUUGAUAACUAUUUUAAAAAUGCGUGAAUUUAGUAAAAUCUUUUUUUUCCUCACUAUGCAUGUGUAGAUGUUUGUAAUCUGGCUCCUCCAUCCCACUCCAGUGGUAUAAAGACUUGUGCCGCUUUAAGGUUUUUUUUCCCCUCCAGUAAAAAUUUUCGUACCUUAUUUGAUGUUUACAUUACAAUGUGACAUUAUAAAUGGCAAUUCAAAUAUUUUGCUAACUGUUUUGAGGAACAUCAUUAAAGAAAAAAAUAUGUUUGUCAAAGAUGCAUCAAAAUUCAUCGAAAUCUGGGGCAAAAAAACCACCCUUGUUUUUCAUGUCUUUUGAUUCUUUGAAAAUAACCCCAUUGAACUUGUACAAAAAUAUAAACUUUAAAUAGCUAUCUUAACUAUUCUAUGGCCUAAAAGUUGUUUUGAAUGAACUUUGGUAAAAUCUAAAGGAGAAAAACGUUUACCCUCUUAAAACUGGUGGUCUUGUAACCUUUUGAAGCAAUGCAUGUCCUUACUGUUUUCCUGAAUUAGUACUACAACUUUUAUACUUCAGAAGUAUCUUGAAACUACAAUAUAACUUAAAAAAAAAAAAAAAGAUGCGGUUGGUAAACUUUGCAAAUGAACCAGUGGGUCCUGAUGAUUCGUUCCAAAAAGGUGCUUUGGAGGACUCCGUAGGCUUUUAAAACAGGGUUGAGAAGUGGCAAGGGGGGAGAAAACUGCUUGCAGCCCCGACAAGUCUGGGUUUAGUUGGUGUCAGCCAGCCUCACCCCGUAGUCAGUGCUCAGACCACUUAGGAGCGACAGUGCCUUUGGUCAGAGGUCGUCGAGCUGUAGGACAGAUGCAGACUGCCUCCCACCGAGUUCUGUCUGUCUGCCUUUAGCACGCUUCCCUCGUGCGUGGCUUCAGGGCACAGGCCGCAGGUCUCGCUCGUGUGGGGUGGCAGGUGUAGGCCCAGAGGCUGCAGGCGUGGUAAUGGUUAGCGUGAGUCACCGUUGGGAAGCGGGGCCAGCCCGUGACGGCACCGCGUUUCCUCUGUGCGGAGUCAGGUCUCCACGUUGAGCCAUGUCAGAGGCUGUCCAGGCCACUUUAGUCACCAGAGGAGAAGAGAAACAUUUUGCCAUCUAGCAGUGUGUUUCCAGCUCAGUGACAAAACUGAAGACAUAGCCCAAAUGAAAGCCAGGUCCCCUCGAUGUGAGGAUGUCUCUGAAAAACCCUUUUCUCGUCCACGGCGAUCCUUCUCCCCCCAGCCUCCAGGCCUGUACCACAAGCCCGACAGAUGUUCAGAAGCACGUGGACGAUAUGAAGGCAGAGCUGUCGUGUCAGAGCUAACCCCUUGUCAUGAACUACUUGCUUAGUUUUCUGCUUUCCAGACUUGAACCUUUAAAAAACUACCAGUUUUUAAAUUAUUUGUAUUUAUAUUUACUUAAAGAGGUCAUGUGCACACGCCGCCAUCUGUAUAAAUGUAUUGAUGGUGGAAGCUUGGAUAAGGAAGCUAUUAUUAAGUUGUGACGUCCCUCUUCUAAGCAGUUAUUUCUUUAAAAAACUAAAAAUAAUAGCUACUCACGAGUUCCCUGCUCCACUGCAAGGGUCUUUUGAGUGCUCAUUUCCUCACCUGCGCCCCCAGCUGGCAGGGAUGAGGAGGUUUCCACCUGAUCCUCGUGGGUUCAGUGUGCUGCUUGCGGAGUUCCACCUCCGGCAGGCUCACUCUUUCUCAGCAGUUUUACACCUAGUGUCUGGAAUGGUUUUGAGCAAGUCUGACUGCAGGAGUCAUUGCAAUUUCCCGUUGAAAUGACGCGUGGCUUCUGAGGAGCAAUCAUGCUUUUUCAGUAUUUUUUCCGUGGUAUUAGUGAGUACCCACAGGUUAGACUUAGAAACAACUGAUUUUAUAGAUGAGGCUCAACCUUAGAGUUCAGGUGGAACUCCUUUUUU